CUUCAUUAAAAAAAAAAAAAAACGAAAAAUAAUUAAAAUAAAAAUCAAGAGUGAAUACGAAUGAGUAACGGUAUAAAGCAAAUCAAAGAAAUUUUCUACUACAUACUCAAUACCACCGUCAGUCAGUCAGUUAGUCUGCCAAUACCUCCCGCAGAUUCUUUAAUUUUGGUGGAGUGUACGAGUAUAAAUAAAUAUACAUAAAUAUGAAGGAAUACCAACAAUUUGAAAAGUUCCAUUUUCAUUGGGCAGAUUAUUUAGUAUUUGUACUUAUGAUUAUUGUAUCAACCAGCACUGGCAUUUAUUAUGGAUAUUUCAGAAAAGAAAAAAUUGUGAAAGAAUUACAACAAGAUGAUAUCGAGAGUAAAGAUAAGACUAAAACCGAUUUCGGUUCAUCGAAAAUGAGUGAAUAUCUGUUGGGUUCAAGAAAAUUAAAAAUAUUUCCGGUAGCAAUGAGUUUGGUUGGUAGCUAUGUUUCCGGAGUUACCAUUCUGGGAACAGUAUCAGAAAUCUAUAAUUUCGGCACUCAAUAUUGGCUAAUUAUAGUAUCUAUAUUUCUGAUGUCAAUCGUUGUUUCCAAAGUGUAUUUACCAGUUUUUGCUGCACUGCGUGUUGGAUCUUCAUAUGAGUACUUAGAGAUGCGCUUCAGUUCAGCAGUGCGAAGUAUUGCAUCAAUAAUGUUUGUGAUGGAUGAGAUAUUUUUCUUACCAAUUAUUUUAUAUGUACCUGCGAUAGCAUUUAAUCAAGUAACCGGUAUUAACAUUCACAUUAUAAGUAGUACGAUGUGUGUAAUUUGUGUAUUUUAUACACUAAUUGGAGGUAUAAAAGCUGUUGUUCAUACAGAUGCUUGGCAAAUUUUGGUCAUGUUUUUUUCAGUAUUGAUUGUGGUUAUAUUGGGUACCAUAUAUGCUCAUGGCUUUAGUAACGUCUUUGAAGCCGCAUCUGAAGGCGGUCGCUUAAUAUUUGGCAAUAUUAAUCCAUCACCAUAUGAUCGCCAGACAUUGUGGGGUGUUUUGAUUGGUGGAUUUUUCUAUUGGACCUCGUUCAAUUCAGUUAAUCAAACAAUGGUCCAACGUUACAUGUCUUUGCCAUCACUGAAAAAGGCUCAAUGCUCUGUUGUCAUUUUUACGGUUGGCAUUGUGCUUUUCAUAUCCGUAUGUUGUUUUGCCGGUUUACUUGUGUAUAAUUUCUAUAAAGACUGUGAUCCUAUAUCAUCUGGCUUAAUAACGCAUGAUGAUCAACUUUUACCCGUUUAUGUAAUGCAAACUGUGGGAAAUCUUCACGGCAUACCUGGUCUCUUCAUAGCCGGUGUCUUUGGUGCUGCACUCAGUUCGUUAUCGGUGGUGUUGAAUUCAACAUCUUUGGUAGUUUUGGAAGAUAUUGUUAAAGGUUGCUUUCACAUAAAGUUGUCCGAAAAGGCUUCCUCUAUAGUGGUAAAGAGUUGUAUUAUUGUACUUGGAGGUGCAGCUGUAUCUCUUGUUUUUGUCUUAGAACAACUAAGCGGUAUAUUAAGUGUGGCCACUUCGGUAACUGCUAUUGCCGCUGGAACAACUUGUGGUAUAUUUACGUUGGGCAUGUUAGUGCCAUGGAGUAAUAAUAAAGGAGCUUUGGCCGGAGCAUUGGCUGGUGCUUUAAUGUCCGGCUGGAUCUCAUUUGGCUCACAAAUAGCCAUUGCCCAAGGCCAGGUGGUGCCCGUAAAACUUCCCGUUUCUGUGUCAGAUUGUCAUAUGGGGGAUAUGUCUAUGUUUAGCAACAUCACUUCCAGUCCUGUUGAUGAAUCGGAUGUCUUUCCAUUAUAUCGCUUGUCAUUCCAUUGGAUUAAUCCUAUUGGUGUAAUUUCGACCGUUCUGGUGGGCACAAUAGUCUCAUUCUUAACGGGUCCAACAAUAGUUAAGAAAUUGGAUGCGGAUCUCAUAUCGCCGGUUAUUCACAGAUUUUUACCAAGAGAAUGUUUCCCACCAUCCAGUACGGAUGGCGAUAUAACAAGAGAAAAUACAGCUCAAACAUUAACACAUCUUUUGAACGAUGCCGGCAAGAGAACCGAUUUGGACGGAAGUACAGACAAUAGUGAAAAAUAUUAAAUUUAAAAAAAAAAUUACACAAUAUUUGAAUAAAAACUGUCUUGCCAAAUUUAGUUAGUACGUGUACGGAUAAAAUAUAUUUUUAAAUUGUGUGAAUAUAAUCAACAUGUUAAUAAUAUUGGUCGGUCCUAAAUUGUAAUUUAGAAUUUAGUUUUAGGAAGUCAUUUAUAAUUAAUCUAUUUCUAAAUAAUAAUAAUAAUUCGUAUUUAUAUACAUACAUAUUUACAUACAUACAUAUAUACAAAUUUACUUUUUAAACAUUUUAAGUGCAAUUGUACAGGUACAAUCAAAAUAUAAUUAGUAAUUAAAUCUUAAUUAGUUCAUAUGUAAGUUAAUGCUUUUAUUUUAAUACAAACCUAAAAUAGAACAAACAUCUUUGUAUUUUUUAGUUAUUUGUUUAAUAAUUUAAGUAAAAUAUUAGUUUUUUAUUGUGUUAAAUAUUAUUUAAGUCUGUUUAUAAGUGAAAACUAGGUACAUGAUUUUAUUAACUUGAAGCAAUUUAAAUAUUUUGGUAGAUUAUGGAAUAUACUUCAAAUACAUUAAAAUAAAGCAGGCAGGCUUAAUGAUAUUCGAUAAAAAUUUUAUUAAAUAAGCACUAGCGUAUAAGCUUGAAUUAAAUCUAGUGUAACUAUUAUUUCUUUUUUUUUGUUUGCUUUUCUGAGAACGUUCAUAUUUUCAAUAUUCUGCCUCGUCUAUAUUGUUAAAACAAUAUCCAAAACAAAAAUAAUAAAUGCAAAUCGUUUCUUUUUCGAAAUCAAUUUCCAUCACAUACUCGAUAAUAAAGCUGGGCUUCUGCAUACACCGUAAUCGGCGCCGAUAACGAAAACUGAAACUGAAAAACGUUGGUGUUCGUCACCGUCUCGUUUCUGAAUUGUUUUCGUUUCAGUUGAGUGCGUUGUGGCAUAAAACAUAAACGAAAUUAUUUUUUUAAUUUUGGAUGUCGCACAUUAAAUAGAAUUUCAUUAUUUUUGAAAAAAUCUAUUAUUUUUGACAAAAUCUAUUAUUUUUUCCUUUUCCAAUGAAGAAAAUUUAUGUGCUGUUUCUAUAGCGAGUGAGGCUUUAAGUGGACGUUUUACAUGUAUUUUGUUUUUGUUGCAAUAACAAAACACAUGUUAAAUUUCCACUCAAAGUACUCGUUCGCUAUAGAAAAACAGCACAUUAAUUUUUUUAUUCAUUUUGAUUUUCUGUAAAUUUGAAAUAAAAAAAUAAUUAAAAUAAUUUCGUUCCUACAGCACCGAAAAUCGUAAUAUCAAUUUAACAAUAUGACUCAUUAUCGACAACAACACUAAAACUAAGGCUUACUACCAGUUUCUGUAUCCCAAGCGACUUAUUUGAGGGAAAACUUAACACGGUAUUGUAACAAAAGCCAAAUACAUAUACAUACAUGUAAAAUAUGCACUCAAAGUAUAUGCUGGGAAUCUAGAAACUGUCAGUUAACGUCCGUAAUUUCAAUACAAGAUUAUCAAAUCAACUUCAAAAUUCUAAUAAAAUUCAGUUUUAUCCCUUUAUUACCCAUUUAGUUGGGUAAUAAAGGGAGUUAGUUGCGUUAAUAAUAAUCAUUGUCUAGUGAAAAAUAAAUAAUAUGGACCUCAUUUUUUUAAUAUACAUGUGCUCAAUUAAAUUAAAUGGUUUUUCUAUAACAACAAGUGAGAGUGAUAUAUUCGGCUGUUUCGAAUCUUAUAUACCCACCAUCAAUAUAAUACUAACACCGAUUUUUGUCUAUUUUGAUCAUUUUCAAUACCAAACACUUCUCAUCAACUGAGAAUAUUUGAGGAAAAUUUCACCCCCCCUUAGUCAUUCCCUGUAGCCCUUAUCGUGGCUUUAAGAGACAGACAUUCAGACGGACGGACAUAUCUAGCUCGUAUACUUUUGUCGACCUAAGCUUAAUAUUUCGAUGUGUUACAAACGGAUUGACAAAAUUAAUCUUUUGUUGGUGGGUAUAAUAAUUAUGUAUACAAUUACUACGAGUGCAAUAUGAAAAUUUAUAGAUAGUUUUGAUAUUGUUUUAACGAUAACCAGAGAUUGAGAAAUUGGGGGUUAAUCUGCUAUUAAUCUGGUUAAUCUGAUAGUAUAACUAUUAGUUAACACAUAACCAGACUUCUUGGUAAUGGGGGCAAAAAAUGUAAUAUUUUUGGGUUUUAGCCAUUUCUAGCCAUUUUUAAUUCAAAAUCUAGCCAUUUUCUGAGCAAAUUAUAGAAGAGUUGGCAACCUUUCUCUGGACUCCAGUAAAAAAUGUUAACUGUUCAAAAUACAGAGUGAAAUUUUGAAAAAUUAUUUGUAUUAGAUUGCAAAUAAACAAUAAUAGCUUAAAAUUCUAAUUUCAUUAUUCAAAAAAUAGCACACGCUCGCUAUUACUAAAUUUGAAAUUAAAUAA
Calliphora vicina (urban bluebottle blowfly) is the source of this 4452-nucleotide messenger RNA. It is a transcript of the gene SLC5A11, whose product is annotated as Sodium/solute co-transporter-like 5A11. Gene Ontology annotation, molecular function: symporter activity. Bases 204 to 2078 code for a protein of 624 amino acids. Lineage: Eukaryota; Metazoa; Arthropoda; Insecta; Diptera; Calliphoridae. The transcript is spliced from 11 exons. The record is from RefSeq and is a predicted model, not a curated record. Gene Ontology annotation, biological process: transmembrane transport; sodium ion transport. Gene Ontology annotation, cellular component: membrane.